AUCAUCACAUUUUAAAUCAACUCAAAACAAUCAUUUUAAAUCAAAUACAAAUUUUGUUUUCUGUGUGGAGUCAUCCACGCGGUGUGUGCAUCUCGUAAAAACGCGCUUCUCUUAUCAUUCCCAUCCCAAACGGAUUUGCGAGAGAAGCGAAGGGGGGAAAAAGGUAGAAACACAGAAGGAACGCGCGAGCGUCACCCGCGAUUGGCGAGAAGAUUCUUGGUCCGCGAUUAUCUCGGUGCGCGCCGGCACUGCCGUCGUCCCCGUCGUCUUUCGUCGCGAAUGAUCCGCGAAGAAUUAUCGGAAUCGCGCGCUUGGCAAAGAUCGUUCAGUCGCGAUCCGACUACCGAGCUGUGAGCUUCGCGUUCUCUCCGCGCAACUUGGUCCGUCUCGGCCCCCACCUUCAUUGUCACAACUAUCCCCUCCGUCCCCCUUCUCUCUCUCUUUCUGUCUCUGUUGCACCUCAUCUUCGCGCACAGGCUCGCGUAAUCGCUUCCAGCGUGCUAAAUUUAGCGCUGACCGUUGCUUUUGCCGAGCCAGCGGCGUAUAUAAAGCUCCUCUUCGCCUCCGCCGCCGUUUCCUGCACGCGCGCGCUGAGGUCGCGUCGAGACGCGGAAAAAGCCGUCGCCGUCGUCGUCCUCGGGGCACAUCCGUCGCGACGUUCCACCUGUGAAGGUUCACCGCGCGUGUCUCCGUGCGGCCACGCGGGGUCUGUCGCUUCCUCUGUGCGGAGAGCACCGAUAAGAAAGAAAGAGAGAGAGAGAGAGAGAGAGAGAGAGAGAGAGACAGAGAGACUUGUCGAAGCAGCCGCGUGCGUCGUGAUCAAGGGAUCUGUCACACGGAAUCAAGGAUUCGGGCGCGAUGCGGAGAGCAGCUUGUGACUUCUGGAGCGAUAACACGCGAGUCGCGCCGAGCAGAGUUUAUCAACGCUCGCCCUCUCUCGUCCCGGGGAUUUAUCCGGAGCGGGAAAAGUGUAAUUAAUGGAGAACGCUCUCGGCGGCGGUGUGUCGAGAAAACUUCUCCCGUACGUGUGACUCGCGCGACGUAAUUGCGAUCACGUAGCACUGCGCAUAACGCAGAGAGUGUGCACUUGGACCUGCCGCGACAAAAAAACAUCAGGCGACUGCAGACAACGACGCAUUUCUACCGGCACGUGUGCUCCUUCUCCUGCCUGAGGAGCAGGAACACCUUGAUCCCCUGGCCUCGAGAUCGAACGAGUAUUUGCCGAGUUGCGACCUGCAAAACAGAGGAGCGCGAAAUUCGGGAAAAACGCGACGCGGAGAGACGCAGCACCAGCAGCAGCCGCGCGAGGCUUUCCGAGGCUCGUGCAAUCGAGUGAGCGAUAAGCGGUCGGCUGUCGUGUGCGUGUGUGUGCGUACGUGCUAUGUCGCCGUAAUAAACGCUAAAAAUAACCGCGCUAUCGGGCCGCGAGCGAGUAUCGGAGCGAUAAACAUCGCCGACGAUACGCUCGCCAUCGCGCUCGAAUUCCGCGGCUUUCUUGCGAUAUCGCGGCUGUGGAGGACACCGAAAGAAGAGGGGCGGAAGAACGAGAGAUUCCUUGAAUCUUUCGGGCCCGCGAUGGCAGGCCCUAAGAGGAGAGAGAGACCCCGUUGUCGCGAAACGCCGCUUCUCGCGAAUUCGCUGGACCGUUCGGGAAUCAGCGCAAGACCCGGAAAAAAGAGGAUCGACUCAAAGCGCGAGUGACAUAACACGCCUUUUUGGUGCCCGCGUCGUCAAGGAGAGAAAACACACCUCACCCCGGCUACCUGGCGAUUAACGUGCGCGUGGAUCGUCGCGUUUCUCAAUGUCUUGUAUCGCGGCGACGGCGGCGUUCUAAAAAUACUCUGUACGCCGAAGGACUUUGGAGCAGUUUCUCGUUCUGGACAGUUAACUCUUUUGCUGUGUGGGUUUCUUCGUCGCGUAUGCAUUCUCCACGCUUGACCAAGUGAACAUCGUGUUGCGCGUUGAACGGAUCUCCAACGCGUGAAAACGCCGCGUCGGUUAGGUGACGGGGGAGUGUGGUCGGUUUAGCGGGGAGAACGACGACAGGGAGAAGGACACGCCUCGAGAAGGGCGUUAUGCGGCGAAGUCGAGGUUGAAGUAUAUCAGUUGUUACGGCUUCGCCCCGUGCAUAAUCGUAUCACGCGCUUCGCCGUGAAAAAUUGCGGCCGCAAUUGAUUGACGUCGCGCCAACGAAACGCUCCUUCGCUCUGCCUGUUCCCUCCUCGUCCACCUGUUAAGUACAGUCGUGUCAGCGCGAGGUCGCGGUGAGAUUGAGCGCGCACGUCGUGACCGGGAGGAAUAACCGCGGGGGAAAUCAUGAGGGUGUACGUGGAGCGUGCGAGCGCGUUCGAUCGAUAUCCGCGCGGCGAGAAUCCAAGCGCGAAGAUCGUCGUCGGCGGCGGCAGCCGUCACGUCGGCGCGAUCCACGUACGCGGCAGUCCGCACGGCAUGUUACCGGAUCUGUGUUACAUGUGCAUAGAUAUGGCCAGGGAUACGCCGGGCUCGCCGAUGCCGCGGCCGCGGGAUUUGGGCGCCGGCGGGGGUGGCGCGGCCGCGGCCACCUUGACUUCCGGCGCUUAUCACGCCGCCACCACCGAUUCCGCCAGUCUGCACGACCACGAGCUGCAGCAGAAGAUGCUCAAGCUACAGCAGCACUAUCAGCUUCAGCAGCAGAUACUCUGGCAGAAGUAUGAGGCGCAGGGACGACAACUGCAAGAGCAGCAGAUGCAGGAGCAACUGAAGCUCUGGGAGCAGCAGAAGCAGCUGGAGGAGCAGAGGCGAGAGAAGGAGCGGCUGGAGGCGCUCAGGAAGAAGGACAAGCAUGAUCACAGCGCGAACGCGUCCACGGAAGUCAAGCAACGCCUUCAGAGCUUCCUGGUGAACAAGAAACAACGGGAGGCGGCGGCCGCGGCGAACGGAGCGGUGCCUGGCACGCCCGGCUACAGAAGCUGGCUGCAGCCACAGUCGGAGUCGUCGAGCACCACGAACGCGGCGCACCCUUACCGAAUGCCGCAGAUGCUCCAGGAGAAGUUCGGCGACGACUUCCCCCUCAGGAAGACAGCCUCGGAGCCGAACCUGCUGAAGGUGCGACUAAAACAGCGCGUGGAGAGGAACAUGGCAGCGUCGAGAAACUCACCCCUGAUGGCACGCCGGAAGGACCGUCUGCUGUCGCACCUCAAGCGGAAGUCGUUACUAGCAAACUCUGGCAGCAAUCCCGAAUCCGGGCCUAAUUCUCCACCGACCGUGAACAACUCUCAAGCCAGUCCCACUGCUGGUAGCAACACGGCGAUACAGGAGGAAAGUGAGAAUCCGGCGUACGUAGGACGUCUUACCAGCAGUAGUCAGCAAGGCAGCCUUUCGGAUCUUUCACUCUUCAGUUCACCGUCCAUGCCUAACAUCUCGUUGGGCAGACCUCACGUGCCGUCGAGCUCGUCGAGUGGAACGAAGCUGGCGCCCGUCUCGGAAGCGGAGGUGCGCGCCGCGUUCACGGCGCGUCUCGGCAUGCCGCUCACCGGUCAGAUGCUGCACGGCACUCUACCGUUCUAUCCGUCCCUGACGGUCAUCGAGGGCGAGCCGACGUACAUCUACAAGCAGAUGCAGAACCUGGAGCAGGCGCCGCCGGUGGGCGGCAGUCGGCAGCACCCGGUCUACCAUACCGCGCCGAUCACGGAUACACAAGUAGCGCACGCAAGACUGCAUAAGGCUGGUCACCGGCCUUUAGGUAGUAGAACGCAAUCAGCGCCGUUGCCGCUCGGCCACCCGAUGCUGCAGGGCGGCAUGAUCGCGCCGACGACCCACUACGAGGAGUACCUCGCGGAGAAGCAGCUGCACGACCAGCAACAGGCGCACAACUACCUGAAGCAGCAGAUCCGCCAGACGGUGUUGACGCGAGUCGGCUCACGGACCCAGGCGAAUCAGCUGGACGAGGCGCCGGAGACCGAGGAGUCCGAGGUCAUAGAUCUCACCGGCAAGAAGGAUCUGCCGGAGGAGAGCGAGAUCUCGAAGCAGCAGAGGGACCGUGAGCAGUUUCUGCAGCAGCAGAGAGACCUCAUGAUGCGACACACCCUGCAGACGAACGAGUCGACCGUCUACAGCAGCAGCUGUAGGACCUCGCAGUCGGCCAGGCCGCUCUCGAGGGCGCUGUCGAGUCCACUGGUGCAUCUAGGUCCCCAGGGUGGCGGCGGCGACAUGUUCGCGCGCGGUUCCCCGCAUCGACCCACCACGGGAUUAGCCUACGAUCCGUUGAUGCUGAAGCACGCGUGCGUUUGCGGCGAAACGGUCAGGGGUCAUCCCGAGCACGGCGGCCGAUUGCAGAGCGUGUGGGCCAGACUGUCGGAGACCGGCUUGCUGCAGCGGUGCGAUCGGGUGCGCUCGCGCAAGGCCACGCUCGAAGAAAUUCAGACGUGCCAUAGCGAAGCGCACGCCCUUCUAUUCGGAACGAAUCCACUGAAUCGACAGAAGCUGGACAUGUCGAAGCUGUCGCAAUUGCCUAUCAAGAGCUUCGUCCGACUCCCCUGCGGCGGAGUCGGCGUUGAUUCCGAUACCACGUGGAAUGAGCUUAACACGGCACCCGCCGCCAGGAUGGCGGUGGGUUGUGUCGUCGACCUUGCGUUCAAGGCGGCGAUGGGCGAUAUUAAGAACGGCUUUGCCGUCGUGAGACCGCCUGGGCAUCACGCAGAGACCAACCAGGCGAUGGGCUUUUGCUUCUUCAACUCCGUGGCGAUCGCGGCGAGGCUACUUCAGCAGAAACUCGACAUUAGAAAAAUUUUAAUCUUGGAUUGGGACGUCCAUCACGGGAACGGCACCCAGCAGAUGUUCUACGACGAUCCGCGGGUCCUGUACCUCUCGAUACACAGACACGACGACGGCAACUUCUUCCCCGGCACCGGCGGGCCCACCGAAUGUGGCGCCGGCGAGGGUCUCGGGUACAAUGUGAAUGUGGCGUGGUCCGGCGGCCUGAAUCCGCCCAUGGGCGACGCCGAAUAUCUCGCGGCGUUCCGCACGAUCGUCAUGCCGAUCGCCAAGGAGUUCGACCCGGACAUCGUGAUCGUCUCGGCCGGCUUCGACGCGGCCGUGGGUCAUCCGGCGCCGUUGGGCGGCUACAAGGUCAGCCCGGCGUGCUUCGGCAGGAUGACGCAGCAGUUACUUAAUCUGGCCGACGGCAAAGUCAUCCUCGCGCUGGAGGGUGGUUAUGACUUGGCGGCGAUCUGCGAUUCCGCGCAAGAGUGCGUCCGCGCUCUGCUCGGCGAUGAGCCCAGCCCGCUGCGGGACGACGAACUCACCAAGAUCCCCUGUCAGAACGCCAUCGACACGUUGCAGAAGACCAUCGCCAUUCAGAUGUCACAUUGGCCUUGCGUGAAGCUCGCCGCUCACACAGUGGGCAUGAGCGCGAUAGAGGCGAGCCAGAAGGAACACGAUGAGACGGAAACGGUGUCCGCCAUGGCCUCUCUGUCGAUGCAGCAGCCUACGAAUCUUACGACCACGCCAGAACAUUCCCGAGAGGUGUCCGAGGAGCCGAUGGAGCAGGACGAGGCCAAAUGAGACGCGCGUUAAUCAUUCUGCUAGAUGUAGAAAGCGUAAUUAAUUGUAUCGCGGAACUGUGCAAAUGCUCUUUGGGAUCUCUCUCUAAGAGGUGCAUUUCUCAGUGAUAUGUCGAGGGCCGGAUCCGUCGUCGCGCACGGCUGCUGGCCGGCUCGCAGUUACACGAAAGUCCCACGAAUGCUCGCCGCUUUGUGGGUGAACAUAGAGCGGACGGUGUGGGCAAGAUUUCUGCACGGUCCGGGUUUUACGAUUUACACACAGUUAUUUCUUUUUUUUUUUUUUUCUAAAGACGGUAGUUGAAUAAACAACGGCCGAGUAACAAGGAAGACGUGAUCUGUAAAGAUUUCGGGGACAGUCCGACUACGACGCAAGUCGCGACGACUCACCGACUUCUCUUACUUUUAUUUUUAUGAUAGAGGUGAAUAUUGUAAAGUUGUUUGUGAGCCUUGCAAACGUUUCUAUUGUUCUUGCGCGUUCGGAACGCGGGGAGAUUGUUGUGCAGUUGGUGAUCACGAGUGACUAGUGAGAUGACAAGAAUUUGUCAUUCAGUGAAUUUCUUUCUCUCUUCUUUUUUCCCUAUUUUUUGAUAUCGAUCGCGCAAGAUUUGUACGGUAUUUUUUCAUAACAAAUCGCUCUGUUGACAUUGUCGAGGAGAGAAACUCGAGCGCGCAAGAAAGCUACUUUUGCCCGACCAAUUGGACUCCGCUUGGUAAAUCUUUUCGAUACCAGUGUCUUAUCGACGAACAACGAAUGAUUUUGACAGCUCGACGUCGAGCGAAAACUGGAACGAGCGAGCAUUUUGUAACUUUUGUCCGCGCUUGAUCCUUUACGGAGGAGAAAAAGAAUUUGUGCGGAUCAAGCGUGCCGUUGCUUUGGUGAUAAUAACUCUCUGUGGGGAGAAAAUGGAAAUCGCGAAUAACGCGCGAGCGCGUUGCCUUCGAAACGAAAGGAAGAAAAAUAAUAACGUCACGAACACACAUUCGCGAGCAGCUUGUUGACAUUUCACUGACGUAAAUUAGCGAGAGAUGAUGUGUUGAACCCACUUCUCGAAGCUGCACACAAAACAAGUCUGAUGCAUCGUGUUGCCUUGGAUAAUUCGCAGGAAGAAUUAAUUAAUUAAUCGCUCGUGAUAACUCCGUGUAUAUUUUUAAAGUGCUCAUCGCGAUCAUGAGCGUCCGCUUGUUGAAACACUUCAACGACUCGCGUAUUUUAUCGAAACACGUUCAGGGAGACUAAUACAGGGAGCUUGGUGAAAAGGCUGUCGUUAAAACGCGUCAGUGUUGCGCGUAUCCAAAACGAGAUAGAGAUUCUUCUUUUGUAUCGCGCCUAUCUGUGUCGUAACCGGGGACACGCCGUAGAAUAAAAAUCCAACCGCGAGAGACGCGUUGCGAGCGACUGUUCCGAGUAGCAAUUGCUGUGUCCCGUUGAGAGUACCGGUUGAAGAGAUCGUCGCGUGCAUAAUGAAUACGUCGGUAAACGCGUCAACGUAUAACUGAUCCCACAAACGAACGCGACGAUUUUUCGGGACGAGCUUUCGGGCCGCGCGAAUUAGAAGAGAAAAAGAUGUUUUCGAGAGAUUUGCGAGAAACCACGCACGCAUGUACACAAUGAAGCGACAGGUCUGUCCUUUUUAGCUGAACUAAGUUGUACCUUCUUCCUUUCGAGCGAGUAUGAUCGAAAAAAAAAGAAAAUCAAUAACAACAUCAACUCUGCCGUUCGAAUCGGCGUUGAACUGUGGGUCCCAUAUGGCUGUGUUUCAAUCAGCGUGCGCACCACAAGGCAUGUAAGACAGGUCGCCUACGCGCUGAUAAACGCAAAAAAGAAGAUGAUCGAUCCUCGAAGGGCGGAAGGAACAACGUUCUGGCGCAGCGUUAGAGCACUUAAAAAGAACAGGUCUAAAGUAAGUAAGCAAGCAAGGCCUCGCUGGGAGAGUGCGUGCAAGUAAGAACAAUUGGACAAACGUAUAUUUAUAAAAGACAGUAGAUGAGUUAUAGAUGUGUUUUCUCCGCCUCCCGCGCGCCGAUCCACCCUCGGUGGAGACGAGCGCGCGCGCGCGCGCAUCGUGGUGCUGGUCACUAGCGCUUAAUUGUCUCGUCGUCCGAUUCGCUUUCCCUGUUCCUCCGUGCAUUCGGAGUUGUGUGUGAGCUGCUUCUACUCUCCCCGUCGCCGUGCGGGAGAGAGGGACAGAGAGAGAGAGAGAGAGAGAGGGAGAGAAAGAAAGCUCUCCGUGUGCGACAGCUGUCUUUUGAUUACUUCUCGAGAAAGUCGAGGGGCGACGUAUUCGUGAUACGUAAAACGAGAGAAAAAUGUCGAUGUCUAGAUGCUAAGACGAUGUUAUGAUGUCUCGUAUGCUGCGCGAGUAUGCGAGCAUGUGUGUGUGCGCGCGACGCGAGCCACAUGCACGUCGAAACGUGAGACGGGACACUGCGUGUGCGUCGAGAUGCCGAAGUGUGUCGUGAUUCUCGAGAGACUACCGAUUUCUUAGCUGAUCGGAUCGCAUCCGACAGUGACAGUCCUGUUACCGCGAAAUCGAUUCGCUUCAGACGAUUUGAAUCGAAAUUUUAUCAUCGUGCACGUGGUGGAUUUUAAUUGUGUGGAACAUGGCUUGAACUCGCGUUUUGAUACAAAGUAAAUUUAGAUCCGUAGAGAUCGUCGCGUGUUUUCACUUUUCCAAUGAGUGUUUCGGAACUCGGUGUACAAGUGUUUUGUGCAAUAUCAAUCGUAUGCGAAACUUGGCGAAAAAUUGAUAAUGCCGUUCGGUAAUCGGCAAUUUUUUAUUUUAUUUUUUUUUAAUUUUUGGAAAUUACCGAUGGCGCACGCCUCCAUCGUUAGCCCGCACGUUUCGCACGUUAAGCCACGUGGGCUCGCAUCGAUACCGCGCGAGUAUUUGUUGUUGAUGUUUUCGAAUGCGCGAGGGGGCGAGUCGCGGAACGUUGCCGCGCGGCGGUGGCGUUCUCUCACGAGAUUUAACAACUACUUGGUUUUUUGCUGCGAACAAAGGCUGGUGUGAUUUUUGUGAUAUUUUGUAAAAAGAACAAGCUAACGUUUACGGUUAAUUAAGGAGUAUACGUCGCGAAAAUGUGCAUGUGAGAGAGAGAGAGAAAGGGAGGGAGCGAAAGGAAAAAGUAGAUAGAGAAAAGAUAAAUAUAAUUAUUCACAGAUACAAGCAUUUAUUUUUGUGUCAUGCAUUUUACGGAGAAAAGAAAAUGAUAAAUGAAACAAAGAUGAAUAUAAGAGGAAAAAUCUAUUGAUAAACGCGAAUUACAAGGAUGCACAUAUGAUAUGUAUAUAUACGCGCACACAUAUAUAUACAUAUAUAUACAUGAAUAUAUGUAUGUGUGUGUGUGUAUGUGUGUGAAGUUUGUCAUGCAGGAAAUAUAUAUAUAUACAUAAAAAGUAUAUCUAUAAUUCUAUAUAUUAAAGUAUCGAUCUAUAUACAUUAUAUAUCCGUGUAUCGCAAGAAUCUCAAGUGUCUGUUAAAUGUUGUCCCGAUAUAAAAAAAAAAAAUCACCGAGGAAACGCUGCGUGUAAAGAUCGACUCGAUGUAUAUUAAGUA
Molecule: messenger RNA, 9097 nt
Organism: Odontomachus brunneus
Lineage: Eukaryota; Metazoa; Arthropoda; Insecta; Hymenoptera; Formicidae
Gene: HDAC4
Product: histone deacetylase 5
Exons: 15
Coding region: 2317-5541 (1074 amino acids)
Biological process (GO): negative regulation of transcription by RNA polymerase II; chromatin organization
Cellular component (GO): histone deacetylase complex
Molecular function (GO): histone deacetylase activity
Source: RefSeq, a predicted model, not a curated record